AAUGUUACUGGUAUAUUCCAGCUGUCAGCAUUUCUUAACCAAUGUAACAAAAAUGGCUAGAACUGCAAAGUUUACAUGAGACCUGCACACCGUUCCCAUACAGCCAGGGUUUGCUUUGGAUUCCGGAGGCACGCAGCUCAGAUGGAUCUGGUUUCUAGAAACUGGCCCUGCACUGCUCUGAUUUCUCUUCUCUUCAUCCCCAUCUUUUCCAAAGGAAUGCACGUGGACCAGCCUGCAGUGGUGCUGGCCAGCAGCCGAGGUGUUGCCAGCAUUGUGUGUGAGUAUGAGUCUUCAGGCAAAGCCACUGAGGUCCGGGUGACAGUGCUACGGCAGGCUGGGAGCCAGACAACUGAAGUCUGCGCUGCAACGUACAUGGUGGAGAGUGAAUUGACCUUCCUAGAUGAUUCCACCUGCAUUGGCACUUCCAGUGGAAACAAAGUGAACCUCACCAUCCAAGGGCUGAGAGCCAUGGACACGGGACUCUACAUCUGCAAGGUGGAGCUCAUGUACCCCCCUCCUUACUAUGUGGGCAUGGGCAAUGGAACCCAGAUUUAUGUCAUUGAUCCAGAACCAUGCCCAGAUUCUGAUUUCCUCCUUUGGAUCCUUGCAGCAGUGAGCUCAGGGUUGUUUUUUUACAGCUUCCUCAUCACAGCUGUUUCUUUGGGCAAAAUGCUUAAGAAAAGAAGCCCUCUUACUACAGGGGUCUAUGUGAAAAUGCCCCCAACAGAGCCAGAAUGUGAAAAGCAAUUUCAGCCUUAUUUUAUUCCCAUCAAUUGAGAGACCAUUAUGAAGAAGAAAGACCAUUUUCCAACUUCUAAGCACUGAGGCAAUUCUACCUUUGUGCUCUCCAGUUAUUUUUGUUUGUUUGUGUACUUUGGGGGGAUUCAUCUCUCUUGAAUGUAAAGCUGGAUGCAGAACCCAAAUUAAGUGUACUACAAUUUAAGGCAAAGAAGCAGGAAAACAGAACCAGGGUAUUUCUGUCACAUUAGAUCGAAUUUUAGUAAAAGCAUCACUUGGGAGCAACAUGGGGAUGCAGCAUUAUGCUGUGGUAUGAAGGAAAUAAGUUAAGGAAUGGUACAGGCCAGGGAAAGCCCAGGAAGGGAGUGAAGAAGAGGACUAUAUUGUACACACCUUGUAUUUACAUGAGAAGUUUCUAGCUGAAAUGAUGUUUCAAGUUAAACGUUUAUGCUGUGUUGUUUUUCUUAACAAGUGUAUAAUUAAAUGAAUACUUUAAAAAUACUCACAUGGCUAUAUUUUAGCCAGUGAUUCCAAGGGUUGUAUUGUACCAAUAUGUAUUUUAUAUUUGAUAGUAUGGUGCAUAGGGGCCACAUGUGCUUUUGUGUACUUGCUCAUAGUUUGAAUAUAAACACUAUAUGGCAGUGUCUUCCCACCACGGGUUCGGGAAGUUUGGUGAAGGGGCUCAGGACACUAAUACACCAGGUGAAAAACAAGGUCACCUGCUAACUGGCUUGGAAACUGGAGGAGAGAGCAGAUUCUUGCAGACAGAUCGAGCUGAAUUGGUGUUGACAUGUGUUUUGGGCUUUUAUGUCAGCUCCUUUUAACGGUGUUCAAGGAAGCCAAAACUGGUGGCAUCUGAGUUAACUCAAUGGAACACCAUUGCUGAGAAAAUGUCUCAUUCUAGGUGUUCUAUGGGUGUGAACUUCAAGGAAGCUCCAUUUACACAGGGCCCCAAUUCCUUAUACGUGGUUCAUGCCACAGACAGAAAGAAGAAGCAGGUGGAAGAAUAGAGUCCAUGGAGGUUUCUGAAAACUAACACUGUUGGUGUUUUUUAACUCACUAUUUUCCAUGAAAA
Rhinolophus ferrumequinum (greater horseshoe bat) is the source of this 1813-nucleotide messenger RNA. RefSeq names its product cytotoxic T-lymphocyte associated protein 4 (gene CTLA4). NCBI's taxonomy places the organism in Eukaryota, Metazoa, Chordata, Mammalia, Chiroptera, Rhinolophidae. The coding region runs from base 76 to 777 and encodes 233 amino acids. The transcript is spliced from 5 exons. Gene Ontology annotation, cellular component: external side of plasma membrane; membrane. Gene Ontology annotation, biological process: B cell receptor signaling pathway; regulation of T cell proliferation; negative regulation of regulatory T cell differentiation. The record is from RefSeq and is a predicted model, not a curated record.